GGGUGGGGGGGGGUUUUACGUUGGGGGCAAGAAGAAGCAGCUUCCAGUGGCUUCCUCUAAUUGACAAAGUAAAUGCUAAUGUGAAGAUCUGGCCCGGGUUUGUCCAAUGAUCGACCCCGGCCCGCCGAGCAUGCCGGACAGUGGGGAGGAGGCGCAGUGCACCGUGUGCUGCUGCACCAUGGCGAACAAAAUCCUUUUGGUGGUCUUCCUGGUGCUGCUGAUCCUGGCCAUCCUCUUCGGCAACCUCCUGACCCUGGCGGUGAUCUUGGGCACCAAGCACUUCCGCACGCCGCAGGGCUACCUGAAAGCCUCGCUGGCCGCGGCCGACCUUGCGGUGGGUGCCUUCGUGGUGCCGGUGUCCGUCUACGCCGAAGUCUACCUCAUGGCCGGCGAAUCUGCGCCGCGGUGGGUAGUUCACAACUCGCAGUCGGUGAGUUUCCACCCUUGUUCCGUCAUCGGGCCCAUCUUUGCGGGGUGCACGCUGGUGUCCAUCACCACCAUCUUCCUGAUGACGAUAGAGCGUAGCAUCGCCGUGCUGAGGCCACUGCAUAAGGACUCGGUGAUCACGCGCAAACGGACCAGCAUCCUCAUUGUGCUCUCUUGGCUGGGGAGCUUCUUCCUAGCGGUGUCGCCCUUGGUGUUCAGUCGAAAGAUUGUCCUGGAGUACAACACCUGCAGCCGCAUGUGCAACUAUGGGCUGGGAACCAUCGGCGAGUUCCCUUCGCAGGCCUGGAACAUCCUGCUGAUCUUCCCGGCCUUCGACUUCACCCUGCUGGGCGGCACGGUGGCCAUCAACAUCAUCUCGCUGUCCAGCAUUCGGCAGCACUCCAAGCGCAGGAAGCACCUGGCGGAGGCCGAAUGCCAGAAAGCAAGCAAGCCCACCUUCUCCGACAUCAAAGCGGCCAAGACCAUCGGGACACUGACGGUGGCCUUUACCGCCUCCUUCACACCCAUUGCGGUCUUCCUGGUGGGUUACGUUCUGGGCAACGAGUGGUGCAACUUCUCCUUCUUUGCCUUCUGGAUUUUGACCACCAAUAGCUGCUGCAACGUAAUCAUUUACAGCGUGCGUGAUCACAAGUUCAGGCUGUGCGCGCAGAAGUUGCUGCUGAGAAACGGCAACAACAGCUGUAGACAGACUUGAGGUUUUUUUUCUUUUAUUUUCUACUCGUCUGUCAUGUGGCCUGCUCAAUGUGACGUCUUGAAAAUGACACAAGUGCGGCUUUUCAUAUGGUGGCUUUGAGCGGUUUGUUGGAUGUUCGGCAAAUAUGUUGAUGGUUGGGUUUAACUUUUCUUUGACCUAACCUCGCCCUAUCCUGGGUCCAUUACUUAACUCCCCUUUACCUCAAUGAAAGAACUUUUACCCAACCCAUUAUCCUUCUCCUUUCCUAACGCCAACGCAAGCUAGCAUCCCCAUUCCUUGCUAACCCUAACCAAUAUCCUGCG
Molecule: messenger RNA, 1443 nt
Organism: Hippocampus zosterae (dwarf seahorse)
Lineage: Eukaryota; Metazoa; Chordata; Actinopteri; Syngnathiformes; Syngnathidae
Product: beta-2 adrenergic receptor
Exons: 2
Coding region: 107-1141 (344 amino acids)
Biological process (GO): G protein-coupled receptor signaling pathway
Cellular component (GO): membrane
Molecular function (GO): trace-amine receptor activity
Source: RefSeq, a predicted model, not a curated record